Molecule: messenger RNA, 1403 nt
Organism: Capsicum annuum
Lineage: Eukaryota; Viridiplantae; Streptophyta; Magnoliopsida; Solanales; Solanaceae
Product: cysteine-rich receptor-like protein kinase 10
Biological process (GO): protein phosphorylation
Molecular function (GO): protein kinase activity; ATP binding
Source: RefSeq, a predicted model, not a curated record
ACUUGAUCAUAACAUACUAUAACGCCACCAACUCUCUGCAAAAAGUGUAGCCUUCAACUGUACUCAGUAGUCAUCUUCUGAAGUCAACUUUCUAUGGAAUCAGACCAUACUGAUUUAGCAGUCAAUCAGGUCCUUUGUGAUAUAAUUUGUAGAUCAUCAAAACGUGAAUGAUAUAACAAGAUGAUACCCCUUUCUAAAGGGUGUCCAAGCCACAAGAUUCUUCUAUAUAUUUAGCUUUACAAAAGAUACAUAAAAAUCAAGAACCAAACCUUAUUUUUAUCACAUCACCAUAAAAUAUAAUGUCCACUUUUAACAACAUCCCUAUAUGCCUUUCUUUCACCAUAAUAUUGAAGUUUUAUUCUUGCUUUCUAUUUCAAAUGAUGAACAAUACUCAGGUUAUGUCACAACCUCUCUUCAAUACAUGUCCAAAUACAACCACUUACGAACCAAACAGCACUUAUCAAUCCAGCAUUCAAAUCCUACUGUCCUCUCUUGCCACUAAUGCCACUAGACCAAACGGUUUCUACAAUUCCUCAGCUAACAACAUGGUCUACGGCAAUUUCCUAUGUCGUGGCGACGUCUCUACCAGCGAUUGUCACCAAUGCGUGACAACCGCUGGUAUAGACAUUUUGCAACUAUGCCCGCAACGAAAAGUGGCGCUGGUAUAUUAUGACAACUGCAUAUUACGUUAUUCGGACCAGUAUUUUUUUGGCACGCCAGAUCAAAAUCUGGCCAGAAUUAUUCUGUAUAAUACUCAGAAUAUUAGUGAUCCAGAUAAUUUUAGACCAAUUUUGGGUAGUAUGUUAGAUGACGUGGCGACCGCGGCGGCUAAUGGUGGCUCAGCUAAGAAAUAUGCGACGAAAAGUGCCAACUAUAGUUCGUUUCAGAAAGUGUACGCACUUGCACAGUGCACUCCUGAUAUUUCUGCAGCUAGUUGUAAUACAUGCCUUAGAGAUGCCAUAUCAAACUUGCCUAGUUGUUGUGACAAGUCACAAGGUGCUAGAGUUGUUUUCCCUAGUUGUGGUGUAAGAUACGAAUUGUAUCCCUUCUAUAAUGAUACAGCAACCGUGUUCACACCACCGCCACCUGCUCCGCCACAAGCUUCAUCUACUCCUCCCAAUUCUUCAGGAGGUGAUUCGGAUAAAAAUCGGAGAAUUUCAGCAGGAGUGAUCGUUGCCAUUGCUGUUUCUGCAGUUGUUUCAAUCGUCCUUCUUAUUGUGGUCUACUGUUACUUCAGAAGGAGAGCUUCUAAAAAAUAUGAUGCCAUAACGGAUACUAAAGAUAUAAGUGACAUUUCCACAGUUGAAUCCUUGCAAUACAGCUUUGGUACAAUCCAAGCUGCAACUGACAACUUCUCUCCUGAUAAUAAAAUUGGUGAAGGUGGAUUUGGGGAUGUCUAUAAG